Molecule: messenger RNA, 2901 nt
Organism: Mesorhabditis spiculigera
Lineage: Eukaryota; Metazoa; Nematoda; Chromadorea; Rhabditida; Rhabditidae
Source: the annotation of a GenBank genome assembly
AUGGCCAAAAUUGCUCUGGGGCAACAACAACCAGACUUUGCUGCUCUUGCCAAGCUCUGCUACGUGGACAACACGUACAUUGGCUGUCGGACUGUUGCCGAAGGCAUCGCAAAGGCUAAAUUAGCCAAAUCUCUCUUUGCCACUAUUGAUAUGAACCUUCGUCAGUUCUGCUGCAAUAAUAUGGAUAUUUUGAAAGAUUUUGCUUCCCAAGAUCUUGAUCCGUCCCCUGACCAAAAACUUCUCGGCCUGCGCUGGGAUCUUUUGACCGACUGCUUAUGGUGGGUCAUCAAAUUUAAGGAUUAUCCUUUGCACCGAAUCACCAAGCGCGUUGCUGCGCGCAUUCUUAGCAGCCUGUACGACCCCACCGGAUUCCUCAGUCCCGUGCUUGUGCGCCCCAAGCUUUUUCUCCAGCAAUUAUGGCAUUUCCAGUACAAAUGGAAUGAUUUGCUUAACUCUGCCCACCAAGCCGAACUCCUAGAGUUGACGGCUGCCCUCCAAGGCGAAAUUAUUCGCGUGCCACGCAUCGUUGCCACUCGCAGCGAGCGGGAGCACGUCUCGCUCAUCCUCUUCAGUGAUGCUUCCUCGAAGGCCUAUGCUACCGUUGCUUACCUCCGCGUCCAGUCUGAGGACCAAGUCAGUGUCCAUCAGAUAAAGGCAAAUUUCAAGCUCGUCCCUCUCAAGGAUAUGGAAAAAUUCACGAUCCCUAAGGUCGAACUGCUCGGUCUGUACCUCUCCGCCAAAUUGGCACGAUAUCUGCAUGCGAAAUUGGAUCUCCCAAUUCGGCAUAUUUCCUUUUUCGGGGACAAUACAGCCACUUUGAGCUGGUUGCAGCGCCCCCCUAAGGAGGGCGUGUUUGUCAAAAAUCGUAUCCAAUUCAUUCAACAAACUGCCCAAUUUUUCUCUGAGCAGCAGAUUCCCUGCCUCUUCCAUUAUGUCGCCACCCAAUCUAAUCCGGCUGAUCGUGCCACGCGUGGAUGCAGUGGUGCGGAGUUGGCCACUGAUCUGCUUUGGGCUGUUGGACCCGAAUUUUUGCACGACCCUCCCACCUCAUGGAGUCCCUUCGUUGCUAGUGAGCCUUGCGAACCGGAUGCUCUAGAAGACGUCCCUGUUUCCCCCGGUUCCCCUGCGCCGUGCGUCGUUAACAGCGCCCAGAUUCUCACGUACGAACCUGUCGUGCCCAUGAUUGAGUCUGCCCGUUUCUCGAGCUAUGAGAAGUUGCUCAACACCAUGAUCAUGGUGCUUUUGGCCUUUCUCGGCUUCGGCCGUGCCCUCCCGCCUGAUACGCUUGACCGUAUUCGGCGUAAGCUGCGUUUGAAAUCAGCGGACCCUCAGGAUCUCCGUGCCGCGGCUUCCGAGUGGCUUGUUCUGCAACAUUACGAUCGGGCCAGCCUCGAUCUAGUGAAGCUGCAGCAGAAAGGAAUCUCGAAAGAUCCUGAUGGUCUUCUGCGUCUUCAUACCCGUCUCGGGUAUUCUGGCCUUCCGGCUUCCACCGUUUCCCCCAUUUUUAUUGUGCCUCAAAGCCAUUUGCUCACCUUGCUUAUUGAAAAUGCUCAUAAAGCCGUUUUGCAUUGCGGCGUGAAGGACACUCUUGCGGAAUUCCGCCGUGCGCACACGACUGUGGGCGCGCGCCGCGCGAUCGAAUUCGUUCUCCGUCAUUGUACGCUGUGCAAAUUAUUCAAUGGCCGUCCUUAUCGCUAUCCUGGCUUGAAUCAUCUUCCGCACGACCGCGUCGCCAUGCACAUUCGACCUUUUGAUCAGGUCGGCCUCGAUAAUUUCUUUCUCACUGUUGCCCACCAACAAAAGGUCGUUCUUCUGAUCACCUGUGCCAUCACUCGUUUAAUUCAUCUCGAAGUUUGCGACGAUUUGAGUGCCUUCGAAUUUAUUCGGGGGCUCAAACGUUUUUGCGCUCGGCGCGGCGUGCCCUCCAAGAUUAUGGCCGAUAAUGGCUCGAAUUUCCGUUUGGGAUCUCGAGUCAUUGGCCCCUGCCGCAAAGACUUUACGGAUGAAGUCGGGCUUUUUCUGGAACGCCAAGGCAUUAAUUUUGUAUUUAUUUCCCCUCUUUCUCCGUGGCGUGGGGGAUUCUGGGAACGACUCAAUAAAGUCGUGAAAAGUAUUUUUUACAAGAAUACUGCACGCGCCAAAGCAUUCGAGCGCAUGGAUCAUCCCACUUUUGUUACCUUUCUUACGGAAAUUGAAGGUAUUGUCAAUUCUCGUCCCCUCGCGGGGAAGAGUGAUUUUGAUACCAUCCUGCGCCCUAUUGAUUUCAUCUCCCCCAAAGCCGUCCUUCUGCUCAAUCUCGAUUGCCAAGAGCCCUCGUGGCAACCUAGCUUGACUUCUAGCGAACAAGUGCGCCAGCUCUUUCAUCUUUAUGACCAAUUCUUCCGGGAUUGUUGGUCUACUUUUCAAGUAGACUACCUGCUUAACUUGCGCGAUUACCAUCGUCAAGUGCAAAUCAAUACGCAAGGCCGUUUGCAUCCCGUCAUUGGUGAUAUUGUGUACAUCAUCGAUGCGGAUAAGCCCCGUCGCAACUGGAGCAUGGGCAUUAUAGAACAAUUGCUCCCUAGUGCCGAUGCCCAAAUUCGCUCCGCGAUUGUCAAAAAUACCAAAAAUCAUUUGCUCGAGCGCCCUAUUAACCAGCUCAUUCCCUUGGAGAUUUGUGACAGUGACGAGGAACGCAGCCGUUCCCCUCUGCCCGUGUCCACGGGGAUACUGUCAAUUUCCAGGAACCGGCUGGCUCAACUCGAGGUCCAGUGUGCAUUGCCCGGCAACGGCCAUAUCGAAACUGUCAACACCACCGUCAGCGUCCGGGAGAAGUUCAAAAAUGUGUACGCAUCGUUGCUACCGGACAUGCCGCAACCCUCCAACAUCUGCGUGUACGCCUCGGUGCAGCCCAAACCACCC